AUGAGCACAUCAAAGUUUUCCGCGGAAGCGAAGGCCAACAUGGUCGUUAACCUUGAACUUGAGCUCAAUGCCCGUAAGGAUAAACUCGCAGCUAUGUGCGAUGCCCAAGUUGCAAGUCUCCGGUCCCGACUAGAACGACGUGUCAACCGAGUUCCAAGCAAUAAGCGCAGCCUCAAAAUUGUAGACCUCGUGAAUGCAACCCACGGCACAAAAUCGACAGUUGCGAGAAACCAACCAGCUCAUCUCCACGGCCGCAGAGCACCGCCCAAAUCCCAUCAACCUGAUGGAACUGCCGCAGCAACACGAGUACUCACAUCAGGUGAACCACCAGCACAUACUGUAGCAAGCAAGCGAGCAGUUUCCAAAAUGAAUGCGACAACAAAACCCUCCACUACUAGCAGGGUGGCCUCAAAAUCUACCCGAGGUACGAAGAGGACGAGUGAUGAGAUAUCGGGCGAGGACAAGGAGAACAACACUGAGCCGCGUCCCCUACCGAAGAUGCGAAUAGUCAAGAAGGCAAAAAGUGCUACUGCCAGCGCUACUACUGGUACAACUGGCGCUACAGGAACAGCGUCCACUGCAACGCGUGCAGCGCGGACGACACGAGCAGCCUCAAAGCAUGUCAAUACCGCAACCCAGGUUCUGUCACCGAAGACAAGCAAUUCGCGCCCUGCAACACGUGCGCGACGCCAGCGAUAG
Molecule: messenger RNA, 699 nt
Organism: Aaosphaeria arxii CBS 175.79
Lineage: Eukaryota; Fungi; Ascomycota; Dothideomycetes; Pleosporales
Exons: 2
Coding region: 1-699 (232 amino acids)
Source: RefSeq, a predicted model, not a curated record